GCAAAUGAUACAUGCAGUGUCAGCUGAGUCGUUGUGAAGAGGCCAACGAGCCCGAUUGGACCUUUUACUACAAAAAUAGGCUAAAAACAUAAACGAAAAUCUUAAAACGAUAAUAAAUUGUUCCAAAUAAACAAAAAAAUGCCUAGCAUUUAGUUUUGUUUACACAAUAAUUAGAAAUCAACGAUUGAUAAAAACUUGAAGUGCUAAUCAAUAAGUUUGCAUAUUAAAUUUCAUUAAUAUGUCCCUAUUAACAACCGAGAAUACUGCACUCCUGAGCAAUGACAACUCAAAAUCCAACGGUUAUUACAACGGACAUUUCACACAGCAACCAAAGCAACAAAAUGGGUAUUCUCACUACAUCGACGUUUUGGAUAAACCUUUAUAUAAUGCUUAUACACCAGUACUUGCGGAACUAGAUUUUUCCGCUGGACUCUCAUUGCAAGAACUAUUACCUUUCGUUGACGAUCCAUGGUGGCAAAAAUUGAGACGCACACUCUUCGGCACAUGUGUGUUGGUAUUUUGGUUGAUUUUGUUCACCGCCUGCACGCUGGCCUAUAUGCAGCAUGACCAACAGUGCAGCACUAUAAUCGAUGUGGUGCCAAUUACAACAACAACUGCAGCUAGGGCACUUCAAAAAAAUUAAAUUAAUCCAUAUCUCUGGGAAUGAAAAA
Molecule: messenger RNA, 671 nt
Organism: Rhagoletis pomonella (apple maggot)
Lineage: Eukaryota; Metazoa; Arthropoda; Insecta; Diptera; Tephritidae
Exons: 2
Coding region: 239-643 (134 amino acids)
Source: RefSeq, a predicted model, not a curated record